Molecule: messenger RNA, 1659 nt
Organism: Anthostomella pinea
Lineage: Eukaryota; Fungi; Ascomycota; Sordariomycetes; Xylariales; Xylariaceae
Source: the annotation of a GenBank genome assembly
AUGAACGACCGAGAAACGUAUGCGUCCACACCUCGAUUCGAGAAUUAUCAAAAUGCGCCCAGCUCUCAACCCAAUGUCACCGCCCUUCCAGAGACGACGAGCAAAGGGAGUGGCAGGGCCAAGAACAACUUCAUCGAUGUCGACUUGAAGAAGCGUCUCCUGACAUGGAAGGACAAGCAGGUCAUGUUCUCAAUAAUCGUCCUGAUCAUCGCACCAAUCUUGACAUUCGGAGCAGUUGCCAUGCUCGGCUUCCUCUGGUUUGGAAAUCCCGACUCAUCAGGAUGGCACUCUAUCAUCGCCGGCAAAGGUCUAUCAAAAGCCAUUGCCAUCUGCGUCGAAGUCUUUCGACAGGCUUCCAGCUUCCAACUCGGCGUCGCCGUCAUACUUCCCUCCAUGGCUUCGGUCUCGAUGAUGCGGGCAACAGCCGCCAGCUCGACCAUCUUCGUCAUGCUCUGGCACUACAUCUCUAGCUUCUGGUCGGCCAAGUUCCGUCUCUCGAGCGUCUUUGACCUCGUCCUGGUCGUGGCCGUGCUCUGGACCAUCGACCAGCUCAUGAUGAUCAUCCUGCUGACCGAUGUGAGCUUGCGGCCGGUCCAGGGGUUUCCGGUGGCAGAGCAGGUCGCGUACAACUUCCACUACAAUAUAUCCGGCGAGACCAACGUCAUGCAAAGCGGAGUUAUCUGGCGCGAAGGGACUUGGCAUCUCAAGGCGCCGUAUUACACUACUUUCGCCGAGUACUCCGAACCUCCAUACGUGGCUGAUGGUCCCUAUCAGGAUAACUUUCUCUACAAUGAAUUCAUGCCCUUUUCAUGCAUUGCUUCUAUGCAGGAUGACGCCACGAAAGCAGGCGAGUGGAGGCUGUCCUUAUGCCAACUGGAUGAGGGCGGCUCUGGUCUCCAGUACAAUAGUGGUCUAGUCAGCGAGUUCAAGGACUUGUCAGCUUGGUUCAACCGAACAGAGUCAUCCAUGAACCCGACCUUUAACGCCGAUACGUCUGCUUACACGUUCGAGGGUCUCCGCCGUGCCAUGGGACAGCACAAGUCCCAAUCCCACGACGACCGGGGCAUCAUGAACUUGGCACCACAGAAAUGGGCCACAGGUCCUGGCGACUGCGUCGCCGGAGACCGAACCUGGUACGGCGCCGAGGGCACGCCCUACGAGGGCUCCUCCGCCAGCAUAGUCGGCCACGAGCCCUUCAUGCGCGCCAUCGCCGGAAAAGAGGGGAACAUAACCGGGCUGCUCCGGUCGUCCUCGCCGUGCGUCACCUCGCUCUUCGGUGACACGCAAUGCGUCACCGUUGAGCCCAUGCACGUCUCGCUCGUACAAGAGACCCUCCAGACGGGCGGGUCGACGGCAUUCGCCCUGCAGACCGCCAUCACCCUGCUUUCCAGUAUGGCGUACUACGAUCAGAUUGGCCAGUUCGACAAGUUGGCGGACGCACAGCAGACCUUCUGGGUCGUCGCGGACGCGCCGGUUGGGCACCACGGGUUAGCUGUCGUGGUGGCGAGUAUGGUAGCACACGUGCUCGUGACCGUGGUCAUCUUGUUCAUGUUUCUGCGGCAGACGUCGCUGUCGCGGCUGGGCGCCUCGUGGAGCACCAUGGCGCAGGGCUUGUCUGGAGAUGCGAGCGAGUACCUGAAUCACGGCCCUGCUGAGUGA